Gambusia affinis (western mosquitofish) is the source of this 1334-nucleotide messenger RNA. It is a transcript of the gene her11, whose product is annotated as hairy-related 11. Gene Ontology annotation, biological process: anterior/posterior pattern specification; regulation of neurogenesis; regulation of transcription by RNA polymerase II. Lineage: Eukaryota; Metazoa; Chordata; Actinopteri; Cyprinodontiformes; Poeciliidae. Gene Ontology annotation, molecular function: RNA polymerase II cis-regulatory region sequence-specific DNA binding; DNA-binding transcription factor activity, RNA polymerase II-specific; protein dimerization activity. The record is from RefSeq and is a predicted model, not a curated record. Bases 403 to 1263 code for a protein of 286 amino acids. The transcript has 6 exons. Gene Ontology annotation, cellular component: nucleus.
GCCGCUCGUUUUCUCACUUUAUUUUGGUUCCCACGAGUGGAAAGACGGGUUCCCAGGGUCUCACUUCUCCACAAGGACACGUUAAAAGAAACCAGGAUGAUUUACAAUCAUUUGCAAACAAGUGAUAAGUCAUCUGCGAAUUAAGCGGCAGCCUUAUGCUGUGGGGACGCCUCUCUUUGAUCAGCAGUCGCAUAACACCUAAAUAAAACAGAUGGACCAUCGCAGCUGUAAUGCAGCAGAAGUGCAAAAGGUUUGGCCCACAAUAAACUUCUUCCCCCGAGCGACCUCACUCACACCCGCCAGCCAAUCAGAAGCAGGCUUCAUGAACCUACUUAUAAGCACCCGCUGCUAUCCAGGCUGCUUUCCCCCCAAAAAAAAGCUUCUGCAGAGUCUCUGGACAACAUGACCAGGAAGCUACAAACUCCUGAAGACGGAACGAGUAGAAAAAGGAUUUUGAAGCCAGUUGUGGAGAAGAAGAGAAGGGAUCGAAUAAAUCAAAGUCUCGCUGAGCUGAGACGUUUGCUGUUGCUUUCCACGUCCGAUCCUCGACUCCAGAAUCCUAAAAUUGAGAAAGCAGAGAUUCUGGACUUGGCUGUGGAGUAUCUUAAGAAGUGGGCUGAUAGGAAGGACUUGAACAAUGACUUGCGGCCUCCCGCGGCUUUGGGGAAACGUGGACCCGCUGAGUCCAGAUUUGCCCCUCUGGUCAGCAGUGAGAGCGCAGGCUUCCAGCAGUGCAUGGCCCAGCUGAACAGCUACAUGCACAGGAUCCCGCCGACGCAGAGGACCAGCCUCACCGAGGGGCUGAAGCAUCGGGGGCCCAAGCUCAACUCCGUCCAGGGCGUCUGGAGGGAGCCGGAAGCCGCGUCCGGGGAGGCAGUUUGUACCUCGGAGGGCAGAGGGGAGUCUCCCUGGCUGCUCUUCCCUCCCCAUCCCACCUUCCAGCCUCUCUCCUGCUCCACACCAUGCCACGACUACCUCUCCCCGCCGCCCUCUCCCUGGUUCUCACCCUCCUUCUCCACUUUCACCGCCUCGCCUCCUUUCCCGUCCUUUGCCUGUCCCUUCACCUUCCCCCCCAGCCUGUCACCUCCGUCCUCCUCUAAUGCCUCCUUCCUGAGGAGCAUCUCCCCCACACUUCCUCACGCCAGCCCUCUGGGCCUCCCCGUCCCCCCGCUAACGUCGUUAAUACCCCCGCUGCACCUCCGACACAGGGAGGUGUCGCCGGCACACUCUCUGUCACCCGUCUGGAGGCCCUGGAUGGGAUGAGAGACCGGGACACCUGGCACAGCGACAGCAGAGCCACCUAGAGGGAGUUCUGUGCAACUGUGGGAAGCGAC